AGUGAGGGUUGGAGGAGACGGGGAGGGGAGAGGAAGAGAGAGAGAGAGAGAGAGACAGAAAGCAAGGCAGAAAGAGAGAACAAUUCACUCGGUGAAUUGCUUGCAAGCUUGGGGCUGAUAAUUAGGGAUCUCAGGAGAGCAGUUUCUCAGAAUAACGUGCUCUCCUUCAAAUGGACCGAAUGGAGACAGUGGUUCAGUCCUGCUGAUAUUUUUUAAGCCCUCCUCGCAGUUUGAUGGGCAUUCCCAGUGCUUUUGUGCACGUCUCGGAAAGCGUUGACGUGGAAGGGAGCAGCGAGGAGGGGGAGGUUGGAGGAAAAAACUGCAGCUCCUCUAAAAACACGGAGGGCAUGCGAGGGAGCGAGCAGGCUGGGGAGGAGGGCGAGGCGGGCGCACCUCGCACCAUGUUCCCCCGGUGCCGGCGCGGCGCAGUUUCGGAGAUGUCUCUCCUGUGACUGGACGCACCAUGAGCAUCUGGGAGCUGAUCCUGGCUUUCGUGGUGGUGGUGCUGAUGCUCGUGGCCCUGCUGGCCAACGUGCUGGUGCUGCUGUGCUUCCUGUACAGCGCCGACAUCCGCAAGCAGGUCCCGGGAUUGUUCAUCCUCAACCUCACCUUCUGCAACCUGUUGAUGGCUGUUUCCAGCAUGCCCCUGACCUUGGCCGGGAUCAUUUACAAGAGUCAACCAGGAGGAGAUCCGAUCUGCCAAGCUGUGGGCUUCCUGGAGACUUUUCUCACCACGAAUUCCAUGUUGAGCAUGGCAGCUUUGAGCAUUGACAGGUGGAUCGCUGUGGUCUUCCCUCUAAGUUAUCACUCCAAAAUGAGGUACAGAGAUGCUGCUCUCAUACUGAGCUACACGUGGUUGCACUCGGUGUCGUUCCCGAUAGUGGCAGCUUCUCUCUCCUGGGUGGGUUUCCAUCAUCUCUAUGCCUCCUGCACCCUGUACAACAAGAGACCAGAAGACAGGACACAGUUUAUGAUUUUCACUGGGGUCUUUCACGCUCUCAGCUUCCUUCUCUCUCUUAUAAUCCUGUGUUUCACAUAUCUAAAAGUGCUGAAGGUGGCACGGUUUCACUGUAAGCGGAUUGACGUGAUCACUAUGCAGACCCUGGUGCUGCUUGUGGACAUCCAUCCCAGCGUGAGAGAGCGUUGUCUGGAAGAGCAAAAGAGGCGGAGGCAGCGAGCAACAAAGAAAAUAAGUACCUUUAUUGGUACCUUCAUACUUUGUUUUGCACCUUAUGUAAUUACAAGACUUGUUGAAUUAUCCUCUGUGGUCCACAUCAGUUCCCACUGGGGAAUCAUUUCCAAGUGCUUGGCUUACAGCAAAGCUGUUUCAGACCCUUUUGUGUACUCUUUGCUCCGGCAUCAGUACAAGAAGACGUGGAAGGACAUCAUAAACAAGAUCCUCAAGAGGAGCUCCAUCAACUCCUCCGCCCUCACGAGCGAGUCGCACAACCCGAAUAUAUCGCAGCUGAACGAGUGAGGAGCCUGGUAUGGGACCUAAAAGACAUAAAACAUGAUAUAUGUGGAACAAAACUCAAUGGCCUAUCCCUAGUAGCUCUCCUCAGCUGUCCAGGUUUUGGGAGGCAGUCAUGGACAGGGUCAGUGCCAGCCCAUGUCCCUCCAGCAGCCCACGCUAACACCUUAGGGAGUCAGGCUGCUUUGGACCUCCUGCCUCUGACUGGAAGAGCACUAUUGAUCCGUGGUCCUGCAGGCUUCAUAAAUACAAAUCUCCCAUUGAUUUCCAUCAGCAGUUGCAUCCAUAGAUAAAAAGCUAGUCCUCAGCAGAAGGGCUCAUGAAAGGAAUGGGAGCAAACUGGUGUCAUCAUGAGAUUAUUCUAAAGAGCUGCACAGGGGUGUUUGUGCUGUGUUUUUCACUGGCUGCAGUUAAAGCUCCCCCUGAUGUAGCUGCCAACAUGGCUUUACAAAACCCACCCCAGCCUAGUUGCUUGAGAAGGAUGUGUAUAGAAAAAAAAACUUAAUGGAAAAAGCUUAAAAAAAAAAUAAAAAUCUUUAUCUAAAUAUUAGUCCAGUGCCCAACACAGCUUUCAGCCUUUUCAUAUGUAUAUAUUUUUUGGAACAAUCUGGUAGAAUUGAAGGAAAAUCCACUUUUGAAGUAUGUUACAGGGUGGAUUCAGCCAUAUCUACUCUAGAUUUUAAAGGAAUUUACACAAAAUCCCAUUAAUUUUCUCCCUGUUGGAUUUCAGAAAAAUUCAUAAGGUAGGCAGAGUGGAAAGGUCAGGAUGCCUCCUGCCUAAUUCCAUAUAUCUGAGCUAUAAGGAACUGAAUUUUGCCCAAAUCUGCAGAACUGGGCCCUGUGCCCAGGAGAAAAAAAAAUAAAAUUCCUUUUUCUGAGGAGUUAUUAAUCAUAGUUUUUUUACUACUUCAAAGAAAGAUGAGCCUAAAUCUGAAUUUAGAGUAUAAUUUUCAAAGCAAGUGGAGGAAAAAUAAUAGGCCUCCACUCCACCAUGAAAGUGGGGUCAAUAAUCUGGACCUCAGGAGGUUUCAGUCCAAAUUUUUACAGCUCUAGAUUGCAGUUAUGCAUAGGGACAUUAUUAACAUUUCCCAUGCCUUCAGAUGCAUGCCUAGAUUUAGAAUAGCCUUGGUUAAUUAGGCUUCAUGCAUGCAAUGGCAGCUUAAAUAACAGCUGACACAGCUGGCUGUGUUACCACCUCCCCUUGCUCAUAUUCCUACUGUCAAUCCCAUACUGAGAAAACACAGCCGGGAUCAUAUUGAGAAAACAAGAGCCCAAGUUGUAAAAAUGAGAGAUUACUUUUUAGUUACCACCUACUGUCAUCCCAGAAAAGGGCUUGAUAAGUUGCAAAAGAUACCCACUGUUGAAUUUUCUGGCCUCUGACUCAAAGCCCAGACAGGGAACUCGGUGAGGGGCUUCACCCCAAAACUGGUGAAUGUGGGGUAACAGCUCUCUUAUCAAUCUGGAGAGCCUUGACUUAGCCCUCGCCCUGGCAUGGGCUACAGCUGCAAGGAACCAUGUUAAUCUGUGAAUUUACAUAGUCAUCUGCUCUGUAAAUGGAAGAAUUUAUAUGAUGAAGAUCAUAAACGGCCACGUAAAUAAAAAUUUUUAGCUUAAUUACUAUUCAGCUAUAAAAAUACCACAAUUACAAUAAAAUCUACACACUAUUAUAAUCACAGGUUUUAAGUUCUUACAACACUGCAUUCGAAUUAGCCCUCAGCCAGAUUAAAUAGUCUACCUCAUCUUAAUUAUUUUCUUUCUUAGGCUUAACAUAAUUUUCUCAGGUGCAAUAGAUAAAGACACCCAGCUAAAUACUUGUUUCUUAAGAAAUUCAAGUCAUUUUGAUGACAAGUGUAUCAGAACACAUGAGUUUAAAAAAGAUAAAAAGCUUUAUAUCAAUUCAUUAUAUGUUUUACUAAGAUCACUUUUACUAAAUUGCCCCAGGAUGGUUGUCAAGGUCCACAACUGUUGUUAACUUAUACAUGGGCCUGUUGCCAAAGUCAGUGGGAGGUUUGUAUGUUGAUAAGGUUAACUCCAGAAGGAUUUAAAAUUUCAAAUUUAAAGAGAGUAAGAUAAUUUCCUAGGAAAAAAACCCCAACUAUUCUACAUUUAGGAUAUCUAUUAAAAGACAGAGAAAAAUACAGCAUUGGACUUGUCUCAUUAUGCUUGUUUAUCACAGUCAGUCACCGGUUGAUUUACGUGUCACCAUGAGCAAUAAAUCUCUCCACUUGUAUGUGUUUAAAAAUUUGUCUUUCUUUCAUGGUGCCUUUCUUCUGUAAUUAAUCUUAUACCAGAGAAUAGAUAUAAUUUCCCCUUCCUUGCAUCAGCUCUCCGACACAUUGUCAUAUUUCCACCACCUGAAGCAAGCGAGAGUUGUAAAUGCUGGUGCUUGACAAACUGCCUCAGUACACAAAAUAAAAGUAAUGCCCUAACAUUUCCUGAUGGCAUUUUAUAAGAUACUAGAAAUAUGAUACUGUGGCUUGUUAAGUGCUAGAUAUUCAGCUGAAUUCUUAUAGGCAACUGGCAGAAUUUUCUAAAAUGUAUGUCUAAGUGAUGAAUGUAGAUAUGAGUAACUGUCUGCUGAGUAUUAUAUGUACUAUACAACACUUUGACUCGAGCCAGUUAGAAUAAUGAUGGUAAAUGUAAUGCACAGUAUUUAUUACCUCUGCUCAUGAGGCAGAGAUGUUCUCUUGUCAAACACACGUGUGUGUGCGGGGGGAGGGGGAGAAGGGGAAUUUCCAUUUGUUAUUUAAAUAUUUUUGGAAAAUGUUUGUAAAGUAUGGCUGCAAUGUGUGCCCAAAAUCUGGAACUGCAUGUGCAAAACUGGGCAGCUGCUUAGGCAAUAUGCAGUUUUCUGUUUGUUGGUAUCUGUGUCCCAUAUGCAAUAUCUAUUCCUCACGUGCAUGUUCAAUUAACAAUUUUUUCAUAUCUUGUAAAUUUGGCAGGCAGAACACUGGCAGAUGAGUAAGAGAACUUAGUCCACUAUGUCAUUUUGUGGAUUCUGAGCUUUUCCUUUUGUUUAUUUUAGAGUAAUUUAUAUAAUUUCAGAGCCCUAACUGUGAACUAGGAUCAUGGUCUGUGUGAUAGUUUUGAGCCAGUGUGAAUGUGAAGAUCUGGGUAACUACAUUUGGCAAAAAACUAUGACAAACUGAUAAUUAUUGAAUAAUUAAUAAGUACCAAACUCUUUCCUGACAUAAAUCAACAUAAUAGCUGGUUUCACCUGAGGAUUUGGUCCCAUUAGGUGAAUAUAAAUCAGCUGCAGGGCAACAGUAAAAUCUUCCUGGAAGAUAUUUUUUAAAAAUAAUUUUUGGAAGACCUUUCAGACUUAGCUUCAAGAAACAGCUGCAUCAGAACACCUUUAAGAGUUUACAAAAGUGAGGAAGAGAUAGAUGUGAGUGGUAGGCUGAGGGCCAGGUAGGUUGGGAGCUACAAACUGGUUCUGCUGCUGCUUAAAUAACAUGUGUUGCCCUGGCUGCAGUGGGCUUUUCCCAGUGCCCUCUUUCCACAGAGUCUCUCAGAUGUUCACUCAUCCCAAAGAGAAAGGCGAAAAUUCUGUCAAAGCUCAGUAGCUGCCAUAGAAUGGGCUGAGCCUGCAAGAGCAGCACAGAUUCCACAGGAAGAUCCUUGUUGGCUUGGGAAGACUCUGCUGGUAUUCAGAUGUGCUCUGUGGAAACUACUCACACUGUUUGAGUGACAAGAGACAGUCUAAUUCCUGAAGCCCUGGGGGUUGAGGUCAACUGCAGAAAGUGAAUUUUUCUGGACCUACCUGCCUAAGGUUUCACAGUUCCCUCACAUCUCUUAAUCCCAAAUGAAGAAGGUUCUGAAGGCUCUGCAUAUCUUGCCCUGUGCAUUUUUACACAUAUAGUGAAUAGCCUUUAGAGCAACCCUUUGGAAAUUGUUGCUUUUCACUGCUGUUAGAGCUGUCUUCUCCCCACGUUCAGUGUUCUUGUCACUAAAGAAAGCUCAAAAGCAGAGACUUGUUACUUUACCCUAAAAUCACAAAAUACUUCAGCACAGAAAGCUCAGUUAAAUCCUGAUCCCAUGCUCACUCUGUGUUUGCUCUGUUGGAUAGUGAGGGCUGAGCACAGGUUUAUGUGUUUGCAGAAUCAGGGAUUAUACCUUUGUAACCUUCCCAAAACUGAACAAAUGAGAACAAUAACAUUGUAGCCUUAAAUCUAGUGUUGUUUUUUUUUUUUAAUUUUCUUUUUAUUCUUUCAGCAUUUAGUAUAUAAAAAAAUCUUUGAUGGGUGAAGCUCCUUAAGGAAAACCACCCUGCUCCAAAAGGCAGCUGUCCUUCUUGGGGGGGCAUAAAAGUUUACAUGGAGAAAAGAGCUGCUGCAGUCUUUGUCAAAUGUCUUCUUCUUACCUGUAAUUCUGAUGUGUAUUGUGUAAAUAUGUAUUUAGGAUUGUUGGUUUCUAAGCAAAUAAUGCUGAUCUAAUGAACUAGAGAGGUUGCUAUAGUUUAUCACAUAUGUCUAUAUUUAUAAGAAGUAUGAUUUGCCCUAGAGACUGUAAGUGCACUUCAGAAAUGUGUGUGCCAAGAAAAAGAUGCAUCAGGUGUGUGACAGCAUGAAUGGGUGGCAAUUGUGUAGUAAAAUACUAUUUUUUUGUUCAAGAAAUACUAUUGCACAUGGUUUCAAUGCACCCAAAGGCACAAGUCCAUAUGGCUGAUUAAUAAUCUACAAAGACAUGUUAGGAAAAGGAUCUCUAUUUGGAGUUGUUACUGAAUCCUAGAAUGGUUUGGGUUGGAAGGGACAUUAAAGACGAUCUCAUUCCACCUCCUGCCACGGGCAGGGACAACUUUCACCAGCCCAGGUUGCUCCAAGCCCCAUCCAACCUGGUCUUGGACACUUCCAGGGAUGGGGCAGUCACAGCUUCUCUGGGCAACCUGUGCCAGGGCCUCACCACCAUCACAGGGAAAAAUUUAUUUCCUAAUAUUCAAUCUAACCCUGCCCUCUGGCAGUGGGAAGCCAUUCCCCCUUGUCCUGUCCCUCCAUGCUGUUCUAAAAAGUCCAUCUUCCUUGUUUCAGUCACUGUAGCUGUACAAUCAGAGCUUUAAAGCAAACCUUUCUUAAAACUCAUACAAAGAGCAAAAAGUCAAAAACCUCCAUCCUCUUGGAUUUUGGAUCCAGCAAGAGUCCCUAAGGAAACAGAAAAGCAGUGCUUUUGAAUGAAAUGCCAGAGCAUCCUGCUCAGAUAUCAGUGGGAAUGCAGCAGGGGCCAGGUGCAAAGCUGGCUGCAGAUUUCCUCUUGCUGCCUGUCUCAGGAGGUUCUGUUCAGUCCUGUUGCACUUGCACUGCUUUGAAUUCUUGAACAAAAAUUUUAGAAAGCCCUCUUGAAUAUCAAAGGGUUUUACAUUCCCUUCUGACUACGAAACCCUUAUGUAAAGACAGGUAAAUUCUCCUCCUUCUUUGCUAAUGGGAUCAAUAAGCAACAGAGUUAAAAAAGAAAUAAAGAAACCUCAUUAAUUGAAUGACUUCUGUUAGAAAAAAAAAUCAGUUAAAUACUCAUUGUCCUUAGGGUCACACAGUAAACAUGUGACAAGGCUGGGGACGAGUUCUCUGUGCUCUGUCAUCCAGCCCAGCCUCAUUCAAGUAAAACAAAGCCACCUGCAUCAGCCAGAAUAAAGAAUGGAUCUUUUUAUAGCAGAAACCACAGGGCUUCCCAGAUAGACAUUUGAAAACUAUUAUCACAGAUUGCCUUGGAAAAUAGAAAUAGAUAACUAAGAGGUGCCUUGAUUUACCUUUAUUUGUACACAGGGCAUUUUUCUAAACCUCAGAAUUUUUUUCGCAGUGUUUUUAUUUUCUUAAGAUUAUUUUAGGAUAAAAAUUCAUAUAUUUGGCAAUCACUAAUCAUUCCCUUCUGAAUUCUUGCAGGAAUGUAAUGUAUUACCAGUCUUUCCAGGUGCAGUUGGACUUAAACAUUUGCCCCUACGUUAGAUUAUUAGAUGAUUACUUGCUCUAAAAACAAGAUGUUAGGAGCUGGUUUUACAACUCCUUGCUGCAAGGAGAGUGGGGUUGCUUGGCCGAGUAAGGACCAUUCAUACCAUGAGAGGUAUAAAAUGUCCAGUCUGUGUAUUUAAAGUAUUUUAUUUUGCAAAUGUUGAAAACAGUUUGUUUCCUAUUUCUAAAAGCACCUAGCCAGUCUGAAGGAAGAUAGUUAGGAAAUAACAUUAAUAAUACCUGCUGUAGAUAGGGCAUGUUUUGAUUAUACUAUUAUAAAUACCAUUAUAAUUUAUUGCAUUUGACUUUUUUUUGUAUAACAGUGGGAUGAAAUUGCAGGGGAUAUUUAUUUAGGGGGAAAUGGUAAUAUAAAUUAAACCUUUCUAAAUUGCAUGGAUAAAGGGAUGCACAGACCUCUUUGUAAUGACAACAUGCUCAAGAGUCUCAUGAGUUACCAUGGAUUUUAGGGUCCCAGAUAAGCUAAACUGUAAUAAUCUCCUAAAAGAUACUUCAGUGAUUCAUUCAUUUAAAGGCAGACACAUAAAAUUCUCUGUGUCUACAGUUUAAAGGAAUGAAAAAAAAAAAUUACUUCCAAGUUCAAGUUUUGAAUAAAGGGGCCUGUGCUGUCUAUUCUGUUUACAACAGCUUGUGCUUUGUGAAUACAUAUCAAAUGUUGUAAUAUAUUUUUAUUACAUAGAGUUAAUGGUUCAUACAAAGUGACAUAUAUAAAUAAAUACAUACUAUAAAUGUAUAUUGUGAUUUUGUUAAUUCUACUGUUAAUGAAAUGUGAUUAUGAUAAAUGAAUUGGUGUGAGCUAUUUUUUCAUAUAAAAUCAAUGUUUUAAAAA
This is a messenger RNA of Pseudopipra pipra, 8257 nucleotides long. RefSeq names its product G protein-coupled receptor 26 (gene GPR26). Gene Ontology annotation, cellular component: membrane. Gene Ontology annotation, molecular function: G protein-coupled receptor activity. The coding region runs from base 464 to 1477 and encodes 337 amino acids. Gene Ontology annotation, biological process: adenylate cyclase-activating G protein-coupled receptor signaling pathway. The transcript has 3 exons. Lineage: Eukaryota; Metazoa; Chordata; Aves; Passeriformes; Pipridae. The record is from RefSeq and is a predicted model, not a curated record.